Molecule: messenger RNA, 5021 nt
Organism: Mauremys reevesii (Reeves's turtle)
Lineage: Eukaryota; Metazoa; Chordata; Testudines; Geoemydidae
Gene: FPGT
Product: fucose-1-phosphate guanylyltransferase
Exons: 4
Coding region: 60-1847 (595 amino acids)
Molecular function (GO): transferase activity, transferring phosphorus-containing groups
Source: RefSeq, a predicted model, not a curated record
GGCGGGGCCGCUUGCCGAAUCCGGAAGGCCCCUGCUAGGCCAGGCCUUGCGCCCGCGAGAUGCCCGGGCAGGCAGAGCUCGACGUUUUGCUCCAAAAGGCCACUCGGCGGAGACUGGCGAAGUUUGACGAGCUGAGAGGUAAAGUCACACAAACUGGAGAAUUCUGGGAUGUUGUUGUAAUUACAGCAGCUGACAAAAAACAGGAAUUGGCUUACCAGCAACAGCUAUCAGAAAAGUUGAAAAGAAAGGAACUCCCUCUUGGAGUUCAUUACCAUGUUUUUGUGGAUCCUCCUGGACCAAAAAUUGGAAAUGGUGGAUCAACUCUUCAUGUCCUUCAGUGCUUGGAAGAGAUGUAUGGUGAUAAAUGGACUUCUCUUAUUAUCAUAAUAAUUCAUUCUGGUGGUUAUAGUCAACGUUUACCACAUGCAAGUGCACUGGGAAAAAUUUUCACAGCUUUGCCUUUUGGUGACCCUAUUUACCAGAUGUUGGAGCUGAAGUUGGCAAUGUACAUUGAUUUUCCUACCCAUAUGAAUCCAGGAAUUCUCAUUACUUGUGCAGAUGAUAUUGAACUUUAUAGUAUUGGAGCAACAGAAGUCAUCAAGUUUGAUAAACCUGGGUUCACUGCAUUAGCUCACCCAUCAGAUUUGACUAUUGGUACCACUCAUGGAGUAUUUGUGUUAGAUUCAUCUCCUUUAUCAGAAAAAGAGCUUGAAUACAGAUCUUGUCAUCAUUUCCUACAUAAACCUAAUAUUGAAAAGAUGCAUCAGUCUGGUGCAGUAUGCAUAAGGAGGAAUUGCUCUCAACCAGACUCCUCUGGAGAACACAAUGACUUAAAAAUGGACUACGAGUAUGUGUAUACAGACAGCUUAUUUUACAUUGAUCAUAGCAUUGCAAAACAAUUACUAACAUUUUUUAAGCAGCUGGAUACUCUUUGUUGUGAAAUAGAUGCAUAUGGUGAUUUUCUCCAAGCUCUGGGACCUGGAGCAACUCAUGAUUACACAAAAAUCACAGAUAAUGUCACAAAAGAAGGAUCACAGUUAGGAGAAAUAAGACAGAAGCUAUUUUCUCUUCUUAAAGGAACAUCACUUAACGUUAUAGUCUUAAAUAACUCCAGGUUCUAUCAUAUUGGGACUACACAAGAGUAUUUGUUUCAUUUUACUUCUGAUAGUAAAUUGAAAUUGGAGCUUGGCUUUCUAUCUAAAGCGUUUAGCAUCUUUCCAGAUAAAGCAGAAAACUCAGGUAUAUCGGCAUGUAUCAUUCAAAGCAUACUGGAUUCAAGAUGUGUUGUAGCACCUGCCUCUGUUAUUGAAUACUCUAGGCUGGGACCUGAGGUUUCAGUAGGGGCAAACAGCAUUAUCAGUGGUUGUUGCUUAAGUGCUAAUGCAGAUGUACCACCAAACUCUUUUGUGAGUUCAUUGAGCAUCAGGGUUAACGGAAAAGUAAUGUAUGUGAGUAUGGUGCUUGGUGUAGAAGACAACUUGAAAAAGAAUGUGAAAUUGUUGUCAGACAUACAUUCCCUUCAGUUUUUUGGAAUCAGUUUACUGCAGUGCUUGGACCUCUGGGACCUGAGAGUUUCAGACCAACUCUUCUCUGGUGACAAGACAAGUUUGGGUUUGUGGACUGCUCGGAUUUUCCCUGUUUGUUCUACUUUAAGUGAUUCAGUUAGAGUGUCAUUAAAGAUGUUAAAUGCUGUGCAAAACAAGUCAGCUUUUAAACUGAAUGGGUGGAAGCUCCUGUCUAUUGAAGAAAUGCUCUUCUACAAAGAUGUAGAAGACAUGUUGAAGUUCAGGCAGCAAAUUUACGAAGAAAUCACUCUACAAAGACACAAAGAGAAAUCUGAUUUGUAAAUGUACAGUAUUUUUACCCUUUGUCUUUCUUUAAUAUGAAGAUGAUUGAUUGUUUUCAAGCUUGUAAAACCCAGAAGCAAAAAGUAUACAUCUUCUUUUCUGAUUUCAUUGAAGUAGAAAUAAUGAAAUUGCAUUAGCAGCGUUGUUGUAGCAUAACAUUAAUAAUGCAAAAACACAGAUAAACUAUUCUUUUGAUGAAAGAAUUAAUGAAAUAUUUCAAAUCUAUGAAAAAACUAAGAAGUGAAUUUUCUUGGGGUAUCCAUUAUAUGGGGUUUUUUUUUAGUUUUUGUUAAGAAUAUGGAAUGAACAUUAAUUAGUUUGAAGAAGUUUUAAGUAGUUUUCGAAGUACAAUGUUGGCUCUUGCAACAUAGUGUGGCAUAGCAAUGAGUUACAUUUCCCUCUUUUCACGGUAUCCUUUUAAAAUGGGUAUUUUAAGAGGCUAAGGUAAUUUUUCAUUAUCUUAAGCAAAACAAAAGAAAUUUUUAUAUAUUUGUUUAAACUUUAGCUCGUCAUCACUCUCACAAGCAAUGAGAAAUUUUGUGUAUGUGUGCUAAAUAUAUCUUCUUGCAGAAUACCGAAUAAUUUGUGGAAAGAAUUUAUCUGAAAAGCUGUGAUCUGAAAUAUUGUAUCAUAAGUAAAUUGAAGUGAAUACACUUUCCAUAUCUCUGCAUCAUGGUCGCUUCUGAAUCAAAGAUUUCCAGAAUCUAAUGGCUCAUUAACUUAUGGUUCCAAUUCUUUGAAUCCCCUUAUGGUGCACAAGUAUCUCUCAAGUCUCUUACAUCUUGUGGUCAUUUCAUAACUUCAGUUCUCAAAGGAGACCAGGGCCAAUAGAAUGUUCUGGUUCAGUAUCAACAUUGAGUAGCAAGCUGUGGUAAUGCCUCCUUCAUUGCCCCAUGUUCAUCUGAGUCCACUUGCUACCUGCAAUCUCUCCUUCAAAAUAAUGUCCCUUUUCGUUCUAUAAUACUGAGGCUAGGUCUGCAGAGGGGGGGAGAUUGGCCUAAGUUACGCAAACAGCGUAGCAGAAGUCAGCGUAUCUUAGGUCGAUUUACCUGGCCAUGAGGACGGUGGCAAGUCGACUGCUGCCGCUCCCUGUUGACUCUGCUUCCGCUUCUCGCUGUGGUGGAGUUCCGGAGUCGACCGCAGAGCGAUCAGUGGUCGAUAAAUCGAUCCCCAAUAGAUCAAUCACUACUUGCCGAUCCAGCGGGUAGUGUAGAGGUACCCUGACAUUCACAAUAUUCAGUGGCACUGGGAACAGCUGUUUUGCCCAGAAUUUAGAAUGUUGUAACCAUACACAGUCUCCUCUGUGACAACUCUUCCUUCCCCCUUUAGACCUUGCACACUUUCCAGAAGCUUCUUAGUCGAUGAAUAUACCUGCUCUUUCUUUUUAAUCAUCUGGGAACAUGAAGUAACAUUUCCCAAUACACAUCACCCCUCCAUCAUGCAUUCUUAUUCUUGUGUUGACUGUGGAUGAUCUUGUGCCCUGGCUGUCCACUUUGUGUCUGUGUGCUGAGCCAGUUAACUCUGCACACUCCACAAAGUAAUGUUAACUAUAUUUUUUUCUCAGAUUGUUUUACUACAUUGUUACAAUUUAAAAUAUUUUAACUUGUUUUCCCUUAGAAUGUGCCCAUUAAGCUGUCACAAUGCUAGGGCAAAUGAGUUAAAACAACAUAUGACUCUGCUAUGCAUAAGUGAAAGGUAUUUGUUCAAUAGCUGGAAAUAUGAGCAAAAAAUAGAACUGCAUUUCUCAUGAAAAAUAUAUUUGAAGUCAAACAUGAAUUUUAUGUUUGUCAGUCUCCAGCCCCCUAAAAUUAAUUAUUUUAUAUUAUAAGCAUGGAACCAGAUUCUGAUCUCUGGCACUAGUGUAAAUCUGGAGGAACUCCUUGGAUUUCCUUGGAAAUCAGAAUUGAGCCCAAUAUCUUUAAUGUUAAACAAUAGUUUUAAUAACUAAACACGGCAAUGCAUACUGAGUGCAAAAUAAUGUUGAGUACAUGUAGCAUCAUAUCAUGGAAUUAUCAGUAAUAAAAUUAUCCCUUUUUGAGUUCUCCAGAGGUUUUAGAGGAAGGGAAAGCAUAGGGUUAUAAUGUGGAAUUUGAGGUUUGGCUUGUUAGGGUAGGGAGCCUAAUGAGAGAGUGUGCCAUGGUUCACAAAAGCUCCUGUGCUUGUGAGUGGUGUUGUAAUCAAAGACAAGUAUUAUCAGAUUAAAUUUGUACCAACCUUUUUGACAUAUCUCACAGUAACAAAGUGCUUGUGGGCUGCUUUCUUAACUCCUAUUGAUACACCUCUACCCCGAUAUAACGUGACCCAAUAUAACACACAUUCGGAUACAACGCGGUAAAGCAGCGCUCCAGGGGGCCAGGGCUGCAUGCUCUGGUGGAUCGAUAUAACGCUGUUUCACCUAUAACGUGGUAAGAUUUUUUGGCCCCUGAGAACAGCGUUAUAUCGGGGUAGAGGUGUAUUUCUUGAUGCCAGUUCCAAGGCAAUGGAAUGUUUCACCAAUAUUAUUUAAUACCAAAGUUUUCCUUAACCUUCAUCACAUGUCGCUGGUAAGACACUACUUUUGGAAGGUUUAUCUAGUUGAGUUAAAAGUCUUCUGUGUGUGAAUCAGUACAGAAGAACUAGACCCCUCGCAGGCUUGCAGGGGGGUGAGUGUGUGGAUUUAAUUUGCAAUGGGGAUAAGGAUGGAUGCCAGGGAAAAAUGGUCUUAGGCAACUUAGGAGUGACAUGUUUUUUUAAAAAAUGGCUGCAGAGGAGUAUGUUCGUGAAGACUGAGAUUAAAGAUUACAAUCAAACACCAUGCAAAUCAAGAAGUAAAAAUAGUCAUAGAAUAUGGUGCAUAAAGUCAUGAGAAUGCUUAAUCUAGCAUCAAAUUUGCAUAAUCUUUGUGUCAUUAACUAUUGUGAUGUUAUGCAAAACAUUGUGGAAAACACAAAUGUUUGACAUACAGACUUUGCAUCUUCAAUUAGAGACCAGACUUUGCUCCUAGAUCAUUUUCAUGCUGUAUUGCCUCAUCAAUAUAAAGACUUAAAUACACAAUAAGCAGUAAUUGUAUUCUUUUAGCAUGCUCAUUCAUUAUUAACUAUUAUAAGAUUUAUUUUAAAAGGGUCCCCAAACAUAAUGCAUUAAUAACCACUUUGUUCACUGAAAUUAGUUUUAGUAUAAAGACAGAGCUUUUGG